UGCUGUUCUGAGUUUCUGAAGAGAUUCUGUUAAAAAAAAAAAUGAGUGACUCACUGGAGAGGACUACAGACUGUCCCUUGCCGCUUGUUGGAAAUGACUCCAGCUCAGACGAGGAGAGAGAGACCCCGACAGGACCAAGUGAGCUAUGCUGGGAAGAUGGAGGUCUACCCAUUGAGCUGCAGAGAGGGAUGGAGACUCUGCGGGUGAACAGAGAGCUGACCGAUGUGAUACUGAGUGUUCAAGGACAUGACUUCCCUUGCCAUAGGGCCAUACUUGCUGCUGCCAGUCAGUACUUCAGGGCAAUGUUUUGCAGUGGUCUGAAGGAGAGUCACGAGGAGUGCGUGCAAAUAAAGGGGCUGGACAGUGGGACAAUGCAAUCUCUCUUGGAGUAUACCUACACCAGCCGAGCCCUCCUCACACACUCAAAUGUCCAGAGAAUACUAGAGGCUGCCAGUCAAUUUCAGUUCCUGCGUGUUGUGGAUGCGUGUGCUGGCUUUCUGAGCAAGUCUCUGCACCUAGAGAACUGCAUUGGGAUCCUGAAUCUAGCUGAAAGUCAUGCCCUGUCGGCCCUGAAGACCAGGGCUCAGGACUACAUCACUGCUCACUUCUCCCAGGUGGUCCAGCAGCAGGACUUCCUAGAGCUCCCAGCGGAGUCGCUGGAGACUGUCCUGCAGAAGGACGACCUUGAUGUGAAGUGUGAGGAGUGUGUUUUUGAGGCACUCAUGUGCUGGGUGAGAGCCCAGCAGGAGGAACGCUAUCCUUUACUUGCCAGGUUGCUCUCACAUGUGCGACUUCCAUUGCUGGAGCCAGCAUAUUUUGUAGAAAAAGUGGAGUCAGACGAACUUAUACGCUGCUGCAGUGAAGCUUUUCCUUUGUUGCAAGAGGCCCGCAAAUAUCACCUCUCAGGCACUGAGGUGGUUUCUGAACGAACCAAACCCCGUGUGAGGCACUUUCUAUCAGAGGUAUUCUUGAUCAUCGGAGGCUGCACUAAAGAUGAACGCUUCAUUUCCACUGUCACAUGUUUGGACCCCCUUAGACGCAGCAGGCUAGAGGUUGCCAGGUUACCAAUCACAGAUCUGGAGGAUGAAUCUCAAAACAGAAAAUGGGUGGAGUUUGCUUGCAUCACCUUCCGCAAUGAAUUGUACAUAUCUGGAGGUAAGGAGACGCAACAUGAUGUCUGGAAAUACAACGGGGCCCUGGACAAGUGGAUCCAAAUCGAGCCCUUAACAAUUGGCCGCUGGAGACACAAGAUGGCAGUUCACAGGGGAAAGGUGUACGCACUGGGUGGAUUUGAUGGAGUUCAGAGACUUGCUAGCGUCGAGGCCUAUGAUCCCUUUCACAAUCGCUGGACACAGGUGACACCUCUUGCAGUAGGAGUGAGCUCCUUUGCUGCUGCAAGCUUUGACCGAUGGAUCUAUGUGAUUGGCGGCGGGCCGAAUGGAAAGCUGGCAACUGAUAAGGUUCAGUGCUGGGAACCUGGGACAGACAGCUGGGAAAUGCGGGCACCCAUUCCCAUCGAAACCAAAUGCACAAAUGCCGUUACAUUCAAGAACUGCAUCUAUGUGGUUGGUGGUGCUAUGCAUGCCAUGUACUGCUACUCCCCUCUGAACGACUCAUGGUCCCUAGUUACUCGUCUGGGGGAGAGGGCAAGCUGUGCCAUCGCUGCCUGUAACAACAAACUCUUCAUCACCGGGGGCCGGGAUAACAAAAACCAAGUUAUCUCCACAGUGAUGUGCUGGGAUGUUGCCCGAGGAGUGCUUACAGAGGAGUGUGUUUUACCUAUGGGAGUGUCGCACCACGGCAGUGUGACACUCAUGAAGUCCUACACACACAUACACAGACUGACACCUGCUUCAGAGUGCCAAUGACACAGACUUCUGCAAACAGGACUUGUUGAGAUUGAUAGUGAAAUAACACCUAAGAAGUGAACAGAAAAAAUAUUAAAAAAGAAACAUUUCUAAAUUCAUUACAAUGCAUUUCAUAUAAAUAUACGGACACAAUUUUUCCCCCCCAGUUUCUUUCCUUUAAAAAAAUGAUAUUGUCAUUUGUUCUUUCCAUUCUACCAUAAAGAAAAAUAAACUAACUGAACAUUGUUAACAACUAAAUCACAAUCUAGGAAUCGUUGUGCAAUAAAUAAAUACGUUUUGAAAGA
Molecule: messenger RNA, 2152 nt
Organism: Toxotes jaculatrix (banded archerfish)
Lineage: Eukaryota; Metazoa; Chordata; Actinopteri; Toxotidae
Gene: klhl6
Product: kelch-like family member 6
Exons: 7
Coding region: 42-1868 (608 amino acids)
Molecular function (GO): protein binding
Source: RefSeq, a predicted model, not a curated record